UGAUGACAAGCAGAGCCAUACUUUCGAACCAAUCAAAUUGGUUUGUAAUUAAAUAUACAAAAACCCUAAAUACUGCUAUUUUCUUCUCAAAAGACAAAUAGCGUUUGCCCUAAUUCGAAAUGGCGGCGGCUCCUCAACUGUCGGCGGGAGAUGGGUACGGCAAGUUCCGAAAGCGGGCGUUUAGAAGAGCGCAGACGACGCCGUAUGAGAGACCGCGAACGAACCCUAAGAGUAAUGGGUGGUUAUCGAAGAUAGUGGAUCCGGCGCAGAGGCUGAUUACGUACAGCGCUCAUAAGCUUUUUGCUUCUGUUUUGCAGAAACGGUUGCCUCCGCCAGUGCCAAAUGAUGCGGACCAAGAUUCACCUUCUGCCGGAGAUGGGCUUGCAGAUCUGGAGCUGACUCUCAAGCAAAAGAAAUUCACCAGGUCUGAGAUUGACCGGUUGACAGCCAUACUACACUCAAAAAACAAUGAUCUGCCUAUUGCAAAUGAAGAUAAGAAAUAUGCAGUGUUCCCUACAAAAGGGGUGUCAUUAUACGAUGGGAAGGGUGAACUCCCAAAUACUCCGAUGAAAGAUAAUGGACUCGACAGCCAACACAUUCCAACUCCUAUUGUUAGUUCAAGUGUCCUUGAUGAGGAUGUUGCCUCACCUGCAGAGCUUGCAAAAGCUUAUAUGGGUGGCAGGCCUUCUAAAGUAUCACCAUCGGUGCUAGCAUUGCGCGGUCAACCUGUAGGGGAGAAUGCAGUUGCAAAAAUUAAUGGACCAUUUGCUUCCAAGCCGCCAAUCAUGUCAGAUGUUUCAAGGUCUUCGAGUCUUGUUGUGCCUGUUGACAAUUGUUUUGCAACACCAAGGUCUCGAGGCCGUUCUGCUAUAUACAGCAUGGCUAGAACACCAUAUUCCAGACUUCACUCAACCUUCACUCUCCAGCGUGGUGGUACUGAAAUGGAUGCUUUUAGUGUACCAUCAUCAUCUUCUCAAAGCAUCUGGGAGAGCAGCAGAUAUUCUGGAUCUAAACAAGGGGAUUUAAAGCGAAGGAGUUCAGUUUUAGAUAAUGAUAUAGGCUCUGUUGGUCCUAUUCGCAGAAUUCGUCAAAAAUCGAAUCUCUUAACUUCUUCUGGAGCUUUUUCUGGUCGUGGAACUGGCCUUGGUUCCGAUGCUGUUGUGCAUCCUUCACCACAGAAUCGGAUUUUAGUUAAUAAACCAUCAAUAGGAAAUGGGGAUAGUAGUAUUCUUGGUUCAGGUAUCACCUCCAUCCCAUCCAAGUCCAGCGAGAUGGCUUCAAAAAUAUUGCAGCAACUGGAUGUGUUAGUUUCUUCAAGGGAUAAGUCGCCAAUGAAGUUGUCACCAUCCAUGCUACGUGGUCCAGCUCUUAGAAGUCUAGAUACCAUAGAUUCUUCUAAGAUCCUUGAUACUGUUCAAGAUAAUAAUAUUAGGUUGGAUGUUAAACAUGAUGAAUCAUUACAUAAUGCAAAAGGUGAUGUGUCUCAAAAGCAAGAUAAAGAUAAGGAAAAUGGUCCAGUUAGGCUUACUGCUUUACAUGAAAAGUCUCCUGCCAUAAAUGGGGUAAUACCCACAAGUUCAGUGAAGAAUAAUGCAUCUGAAGUCAAAGCAAUAUCUUCCGAGAUGAACUCUGUUGUGCAGGCUCCAGAGAAGAAGUAUGCUUUCCUGAUGAGUGCACAUGAGGAUUAUUUGGAGCUUGAUGAUGAUAAUCAAUAUGAUAGGACCACAUCUGCAGAACUGUCCAAGGAGAAAGAGAAGCUAGAUAUCAAUGUGGCUGAAAAUAGGACCAGUUUAGCUUUAGCCAGUACAUUGGAGAAGCCUGCAGAAGCCAAAUCUCGUGCUAGCCAAACACCUCCAGGAGACUCUGUUGGGUUAGUAGUUGCUGAAAAAAGAGUUUUCGUUGCAGACCAGGUUGCUCCUCUACCUGGUGCUACCAACCAGCAGUCUGUGGAUGACAAGCUGCCAACUCUAAGAUCUGAUAAGGUCUCAUCACCAAAAGAAUCCAAUGCUCCUCCCCUGUUUAGCUUUGGUGAUAAAGUUGUUUCCUCCAAGGAAUCAAAUGGUUUUCCUCCAUUGAAAUUUGGUUUUAAAAGUGAAGGUGCUAUACCACAGUUUUCAUUUUCAACAUCAGCAGCUGCUGCUUCCAUCUCGCCAGUUGUGACGAACUCCGCGAGCCUGAAGCCUGCCAUUUUUUUGGAUCCUAAAUCAGAAAGUUCCAGCAGCUUUGCAUUUGAUGCAACAAAGUCUCAUCAGAUGAAAGAAGCUGAAUCAGAUAAAGCUAUAGAUAAGAACAAUUUGAAAGCUGGUGUCUUGUUCAGCUCGACUGAAACUGCAUCAUCAUCACCAGCUGCAAGUGCAUUCUCAUUUGGCUUGCUGAGCAAUGCUGCUUCUAGUGUAAAUGGUUCCCUUUCAUCUACCACCCCUUCAUUUUCCUCUUCUGCUCAUGGUUUUAGUAUUGCUGGUGAAAACACAUCAAACAGCUGUGCAAAUGGCGGUGUUAUCAAUGCUACAACUAGCUCAAGUUCAGACUUCACCAACCUCCCUCUAACAGCUUCAGCACCUUCCUUUCCUGCUUUUAAAUUUAGUUCCUCUGUGGCUGAAACAACUUCGACCUCAUCUAAAACAGCAGCUAGUGGUGUAGAAUCCAAAAGGAAUGAAACAAUUAGUAUUCCUUUUGGCACUGGGGGGGCUACUUGUUUUAGCGGUUCAUCUUCUGGAACGGAAAGCACAAGAAGUAGCAUUUUUAGUGGUACAUCAUCUACUGUUGCAAGUGUUGUCACAAACACUGGAAGCAGCACAUUUAACUUCAAUGCUUCUUCAGCUGCUUUGACUAGUCAAUCUCAGGGGUUUAAUCCUUUUGGUCCUCAGGCAUCUGCAACUGGUAGUACUGUUGUUUCAACUUCAACCGAGAGUGUGCCCAUUCAGUUUGGCUCGACUGCACCAUCUCCUUUUGGUUUUACUGCAAACACAGCAUUUUCGUCUUCAGGAAGUUCCGCUAGUAAUCUGUUCAGUUCUGUUGCUACUUUUGGGUUAACAUCAUCAUUGUCAUCAUCAUCUACUUUGGAGUCCAAGCCUGUUAGCUCGACCAUUAGUAGUACACCAGUGUUUGGUUCUGGCUGGGCAACAACUAAAUCUCCUGCAUUUGGUUCAUCCUCCUCCUCCUCCUCCUCUACUGGGUUUGUGUUUGGAGCAUCCUCAGCAGCUUCAAGUGCUGCUGUUACUACUAGCACCGCGUUUGGAUCAUCAUCUCCUAGUGUUUUUAACUUCAGCUCAUCUGCUUCAAGUAAGCCUGCAUUUGCUAGCAGCCCAAGUCCUGCUGCCCUCACCUUUGGUAGUAAUGACCAAAUGAGCAUGGAGGACAGCAUGGCAGAAGACACGGUGCAGGCAACAUCUGCUGUCGCUGUAUUUGGUCAACAAUCGAUUCCACCAUCAUCUGGCUUUAUAUUUGGUUCUACGACUCCAACUGCGGGGAAUCAAUUUGUAUCUACACCUGCAGUUCCACAAGCAACGAAUCCCUUUCAGUUUGCUGGGCAGGCAGCACCGCAUAAUAACCAGACUCCAUUUCAGGCAUCUGGUAGUCUAGAGUUCAAUGCUGGAGGGAGCUUCUCAUUGGGCAGUGGUGGUGAUAAGUCCAGUAGAAGGAUUGUCAGAGUAAGCAGAAAAACUCAGAGGAAGAAAUGAACAUGUAAUUAGUAUAAAUUUGCGCCCUCAGAUUGCUAUUUCAUGCGCGCUGGUGGUCACAAUUUUGUACCAGUUUUCUUACCAAUUCUAAGAAUAUUUGUACUGUUAUCAGUGAUAGGAAUUCAUGGUCUCUCCUUGUCAUAUUUGUAAUGUAACAUAAACAGAAAUUUAUGUGAAUUUGCUUACUGACGUCUUCACCAAAUUCUUAUAUUAUGAUUUAUUUUAUUUUA
Messenger RNA from Mercurialis annua (annual mercury), 3910 nucleotides. RefSeq names its product nuclear pore complex protein NUP1. The record is from RefSeq and is a predicted model, not a curated record. Bases 120 to 3680 code for a protein of 1186 amino acids. Gene Ontology annotation, biological process: nuclear membrane organization; poly(A)+ mRNA export from nucleus. The transcript has 8 exons. Gene Ontology annotation, cellular component: nuclear envelope. NCBI's taxonomy places the organism in Eukaryota, Viridiplantae, Streptophyta, Magnoliopsida, Malpighiales, Euphorbiaceae.